Molecule: messenger RNA, 1907 nt
Organism: Blastomyces dermatitidis ER-3
Lineage: Eukaryota; Fungi; Ascomycota; Eurotiomycetes; Onygenales; Ajellomycetaceae
Product: OTU-like cysteine protease
Exons: 1
Coding region: 359-1423 (354 amino acids)
Biological process (GO): protein deubiquitination; endoplasmic reticulum unfolded protein response
Cellular component (GO): nucleus; cytosol
Molecular function (GO): cysteine-type deubiquitinase activity
Source: RefSeq, a predicted model, not a curated record
CCGCGCUAUUGCGGGACAUCAGGAAACCGAAGCAAGGCCUCUCUCUUUGUUCGUUUCCUUCACUCCAUUGCCACGACAGGCUCUUUUUUCUGUGUCUCCCACUUAAGCUACCUACUGCGCUCACUGAGACAUCCGGAAGUCACUCUCUAAUUUCAUUGUACUGACCCCGUCUCCGUCUACGGGUGGAUCAUUAUAAUUCUAUAUUAUUGAAGCCGCGGAGUCCGGGUAACUACGAAGUUUCCUAAGGUUGUUGUUUAAUAGGAUACAUAUUUAUAUUACAUAUCCCUAUUUAAGGGCGUUCUCGUUCUCAGAUAUUUCCUAAAGCGCUAUCAUAACUUAAUUCUCUUUGAUCCAAACGAUGAAGAUUCGCAUACGUGGCCCUGGAGGCCAGUCUACAAUUUCCCUUGAUGAAAGCGCCACCAUCCAUGACCUACAGGCCCAGAUCAGCGAGAAAACAGCAUUGACAUCGUAUGAUAUCAAGUACGGCUACCCUCCUAAGCCGCUCGACCUCUCCCAGCUGGACCCCGCUCGGUCCAUCACCGAAAUUGGAACGAAUCUUAGUGGAGAGCAGCUCAUUAUUAGCAAGAAGGGGGGAUCUACGACGGGCACUUCAGUCAGUUCGGGCCAGCAACAGCAGCAACAAUCUGUUAUGACGAACACUGCUUGUCAGAUAGAUUCGAAUAGAGCCGCGCAGAAAAUUCAGCCAGCAGCGAGAAAUAUCUCGAAACCGCUAUCACUGUCCCGCAAGGGCAACACCGCCGUUGAAAAUGACCCUCCCGAGAUCCCAUCGCCGGAACACGGUGGUACGGUUGUCCUCCGCAUAAUGCCCGAUGAUAAUUCCUGUCUAUUCCGAGCGGUUAGCAGCGCAGUGAUGGGCGCAAUGGACGCAAUGACCGAGCUGCGGUCGGUAGUUGCGCAAACAAUCCAAGAACAGCCAGAUGUGUAUUCAGCAGCGGUACUAGAAAAAGCCCCAGAUGACUACUGCCGAUGGAUCCAGACGGAGGACUCGUGGGGCGGCGGGAUCGAAUUAAGCAUCCUGAGCAAACGCUUUGACAUCGAAAUCUGUUCCAUAGAUGUACAGUCGCUACGCGUUGAUCGCUUCAACGAGGGCCCGCCGACAAGGUGCAUCGUGGUGUAUUCGGGCAUCCACUACGACGUCAUCGCGCUCUCCCCGUCCGAUGAGCCGUAUACGCAUGCAUAUGCGCCACCAGAAUUCGACACGAAGAUAUUCGAUUCAGAGGACCCUAUUAUCUUGGAACGGGCUCUGGCGCUAUGCAAGAUCCUGCAGGGUAGGCACUAUUAUACGGACACUGCGUCGUUUCGGAUUCAAUGUAAUACCUGCGGAGGCCGGUUUGUGGGCGAGAGGGGGGCUACCAUACAUGCUACGGAAACUGGGCAUUAUGAUUUUGGUGAAGCGCCUUAAAAGACAUGAUUGCGAUUUAAUUGGAACAUAUGCUGUGCUAUCUGUCGGCAAAAUCAUUAUAAAAUAUAUAGAGAUUAUAUCUGCAAUGCAGCAUAGAGACUUAUUACUGAAAAUGAGAGAAGCUCUACCCCUUUGCCUGAUGCUAUUACUCAAAUCGAACAUAGCAGAAAUAACUUUUAUCUUCGUUGCAGAAAGCAUCAUACUUAAAAGAGCUGACUAAAUCUCUAACAGCGCUUUAAUCUCAUAGCUAAUAAAUCUAAAAGUUGCAUUGCCGUCAGAACCUGACAAGCCUUUUACUAAAAACAGAAUCUAUGAGAUAUUUUCUCUCCAAAUUCAAUUUUCAUUGGCCGACAAGGUUCCAAGAAUUUUUGAAUGUCGAGAACUUUUAGCAUACCCAAUGUAAGCUCAAUAUAAAUAAGCCUCAUUAAUGACAGGGCUUUGCAUUUUUCUCCGCAUGCACUUGUCUGCAUGCGCGAGCCGGCGG